Messenger RNA from Helicoverpa zea (corn earworm), 3568 nucleotides. RefSeq names its product glycerol kinase-like (gene Gk2). The coding region runs from base 148 to 2277 and encodes 709 amino acids. The record is from RefSeq and is a predicted model, not a curated record. Gene Ontology annotation, molecular function: glycerol kinase activity. NCBI's taxonomy places the organism in Eukaryota, Metazoa, Arthropoda, Insecta, Lepidoptera, Noctuidae. Gene Ontology annotation, cellular component: mitochondrion. Gene Ontology annotation, biological process: triglyceride metabolic process; glycerol metabolic process; glycerol-3-phosphate biosynthetic process. The transcript is spliced from 13 exons.
CGCCGCGCCUCCAGUCCGACUGCUAGUUCCCGCGAGCAUGAGCGCGUUUUGAGUGUUCGAAAAUCGAAUUUCGCGCCGAAAUAUUUGAAGUGUUUACGUGAACAGUGAAUUAUAUUUUUUUCGGCCAGUGUUAUUUUUUUUUUCUAAAUGGAAAAAGGCCGCACAAUGCCUGUCAGGGAAGGCGCGAAGCGGCCGCUAGUCGGCGUCAUAGACGAUGGAACCAAGACUGUUAGAUUUGUGAUAUAUGAAGCAGAGCGAUCAGAUGAGCUGGUGGCGUACCAAAUGGACAAAACAGAAGUCCAACCCCAUGAGGGCUGGAUGGAGCAAGAUCCCUUAGAAAUCAUGCAUCACAUCAAAUUGUGUGCGGAAAAUGCCAUCGAUCAGCUGACGGAACUAGGUUAUAGUAAGGAUGAUAUAGUGACGUUAGGCAUCACAAAUCAGAGGGAGACGACGAUCGCGUGGGACAAAUAUACGGGAGAACCUUUACAUCCAGCUAUUGCAUGGAACGACAUCCGAACAGACAGCACAGUGGACGCGAUUUUAGCCAAAAUCCCUGACCGUAACAAGAAUUAUUUUAAGAACAUCUGUGGUUUGCCCAUUUCUCCUUACUUCUCUGCGCUGAAAAUGCGUUGGAUGAAGGAUAAUAUUAAAGCUGUGAGGCGAGCCAGUCGCGAUAAGAGACUGCUUUUUGGAACUGUUGAUACUUGGAUUAUUUGGAAUAUGACCGGAGGUCCACACGGCGGUUUGCACAUCACUGACGUCACAAACGCGUCUAGAACACUUCUGAUGAAUCUGGAAACUUUGAAUUGGGACCCUAUAUUGUGCAGGUUAUUCGGCAUCCAUCGGGACACGUUGCCGACAAUUCACAGCAGCUCAGAAGUGUAUGGUACAGUGAAGGACGGUUCCUUGCUGGAUGGCAUUAGGAUAUCUGGUAUCCUAGGAAACCAGCAAUCAGCCCUAGUAGGCCACAACUGCCUUCAAGCCGGUCAAGCUAAGAACACCUACCGAAGCGGGUGCUUCUUACUAUACAAUACGGGAACAAGACGGGUUCAAUCAACCCAUGGGUUAAUUACUACAGUGGCUUAUAAGUUAGGACCUGAUACACCUGCGGUUUAUGCUCUUGAAGGGUCAAUCGCCGUAGCGGGAGGUGCAAUGAAGUUCCUCCGGGACAAUCUCCGUCUGAUCAAGGACGUCGUCCAGGACACUGAACACAUCGCGGGACAGGUGUUUUCUACGGGGGACGUGUACUUCGUGCCCGCGUUCAGUGGACUGUACGCUCCUUAUUGGAGGAAGGACGCUAGAGGAAUCAUUUGCGGUCUGACUGCAUUUACAACUAAGAAUCACAUCAUCAGAGCGGCUCUAGAAGCUGUUUGCUUCCAGACCAGGGAUAUUUUAGAAGCGAUGAACAAAGACUGCGGUAUGCCCCUAGCCAAGCUGCACGUGGACGGCAGAAUGACUUCCAACGAUCUGCUCAUGCAGUUGCAGGCUGAUCUCAUCGGUAUUCCUGUGUUGCGAGCGCAAGCCUGGGACAUGUCGACCCUGGGCGUGGCGGUGGUGGCGGGCGGCGCGGCCGGCGUGUGGAGCGACGCCUGGCGCACGCACGACACCCCCAAUGACACCUUCCUGCCCACCACUACUGAUGACGAUCGCGACGCCCGAUACACCAAAUGGAAGAUGGCCGUCCAACGCUCUCUCGGCUGGGCUACAACUAAAAAAUCAUUCACCAUGACAGGUCAGGCCAAACGAAAAACUAGCAUGAUGACCCAACAAAGUCUAGACGUCCAAUCUUUACCCGACAGCAGAAAAAACUCACUAUUCGACAACCAUACUUUAAACUUACUAGACGUGAAAGUCGAUAAAAAUUUCGACGAAGGAGUCAAUUCUUAUGUUGAAGAGUUACUCCAGUAUUCCGCUAGAAAAUUCUCAAUCUUUGUCCCCGUAAAAAAACUUAAAACGGAACACACUAUUUUAGAUGAUAUAGAUUAUUUUAUGAGUAAAAAGGAAUGUGAUUAUGGUAUGUGCGAGUGUUGUCCCAUUGAGAAAAAGGUGCAAACUAAUUGGGAGUCUAUUGAGGAGAUCAUCGAAAAUGAUCCCGAAAUUAUUUUCGAUUGCGACGAUAAUCCUAUUGUAGUCGAACCCGUCAGAAGUUCUGAACCUAUAUUUCUGACUUCUGCAAUAAGUAUGGGUGCCGCUACUUUGAGCAAGAAAAUUAAUUUCGAUAAGUUACCGGCUUUGUUCAAGUCGAUUUACAACAAAAUUUCUAGUCCAAUGACGUGAAUUUUUUUCGUUAAAAUUUUGUGUAGUAAUUUAAUUUGUUACUUAUUUUACUACUUUGGGCUGUUAAGCCUGGCUUGGCUGUGUUGCCAUAGUAAAGUUCCUAUUACGAGUUAGGAUUUAAUUACUACGCGGGUUUUUUGUUGCCACUUUAAUACUUUGGCAGCAAAUUUUAAUGGCUGGCAACAUAAAGUAUACGUCAAAAUACUAACAGCUAGAAAGAAGAUCUAAUGCUUUUCUAUAAAAAUAGGUCCAAAACUGUCAAAUGUAUGUCGAAUGACGUCAAAAAGUCGAAACAACGAAUAUAUAGGUGUUAUUAUUAUUGUUAUGUAGAUAAUUUACGUCCAAUCCCAAUAUGCGAACUAUCUGUAGUUUUGCUCACUAGACAUAAGAAAUUGACAUUACUUCUAUGGGGUUUAUGUCAAAAUUCUGUCUCCAGUAAGCUAAUGAGCAGAUCGAUCGAAUAUUGGGACCGGCUGCUAGUAUGUUACUACAAUUUGUUAUUAUUGAAAUGUGAUAUUUUCGAAUUAAUUAUGUUUGAAAUUCAUUAGGCGUAUUGUACUUAAAAUACGUAAGUACUAGUGUAGUCUUAAGGCCGAUCCCGAUAUUUAAACUAUCUGUUCAUUUGCAUACUAAAGAUAGGAAUCUAUCUCUAGUAACCUAAUCAAUGGAUAGUUAAGAUAUGGGGACGGCCGUUAAAAAUAAUGAAAUUAGGUUUCGAUACUCCUUAAAGCCAAAUUAAAUGUAGUUCGUUCCCUAAGGUAUUAAUAUAAAAGACAUUAUAGUAUCUAUUUUAUUUUCUUGAGAAAUUCAAAAUGUGUAGAAAUUGCACAUAGUAAAUCUGAAUUGGGUCAUUAUUUAAUUUUCAAAAAAAUCUAACUUUCGUAUUAUAUUUUUAUCUUUAUUUUUAAGACCGUGUUUUGUCCAAUAAAUAAAAUAAGAUACCAUACCACAUUUUUCUAUCAUUUUUAAGACCGUUUUUAAGAUUUUAAUGUUGUAUUAUGCAUGCGAAUUUUCAGUAUUAAUUCAGUUUUAUAUAAUGCUUGAACUAGGCGUUAAAUAAAGUAGAUCUUUCCAUAUUAAAAUACUUAAAGAAUAUUUAGGUAAAUUGAAUAAAAAAUGUUACAAACUUUUUCUCUUUCUAUGUGACCCUUUUCAAUAAUAAUUGUGCUUCUGAAUAAUUCUUAGUUCCUUAUUUCGCUAGAAUACUGUGUCGUCUUAAAUGUAAUUUUACUAACAUUAUAAUAAGACUGGUAUUAACUUGAAUAUUGAAUAAAAAUAUUUAUUUAUCCUU